Cylindrotheca closterium is the source of this 1170-nucleotide messenger RNA. Lineage: Eukaryota; Bacillariophyta; Bacillariophyceae; Bacillariales; Bacillariaceae. The record is from the annotation of a GenBank genome assembly.
AUGCAUACUUCGACUUUUACUAUCCCGUUGCUUCUCUGCGCCUUGUUGGUUUGUGCCAUGUAUCUCGCUCAAAGCACGCCCAACGGCAGCAGUGCUGCUGCUGCUGGUAGUAGUAGUGGCAUAAUGAACAACAACAACAACAACAACAACAACAACAACAACAACGGUCCCAAGCAAUACUUGAAGCGAAGACUUCCGAGGAACCUCUUGAAUGAAAAUGUGACCACAGAUGUUCUUGUUGUCGCUGAAACUGACGACGAUGCUGACGAUGACGAUGACAUGUGGGACGAUGAUGCCGAUGACGAUGAUGAUAUGUGGGACGACGAUGCUGACGAUGACGACGACAUGUGGGACGAUGAUGCCGACGACGAUGAUGAUGAUAUGUGGGACGACGAUGCUGACGAUGACGAUGAUGAUAUGUGGGAUGAUGAUGCUGAUGAUGACGAUGACGAUGCCGUCCUAGAUGCUGAUGGUAGUAACUCCACCGACAUCAGCAAUGUGAAUAAUACUGCUGUUCCUGCUGAAAACAUCACCGAUACCAACAUCACCGGCACCGACGCGACCAUCACCGCGGUACCAAGCAACGCUACCCUCGUUGAUAGCAAUGCUACUACCGAAACCACCGAUGUGACUGCUACUACAGCGGUAUCACCGAGUAACGCUACAAUUCUAGACACAAACGCUAUCGAAAUCACCGACGCCAACAUCACGACGGCAACAAGCAACGCUACCCUCCUAGAGAGCAAUGCUACCGAAAUCACCAAUGCGACUACCACUACAGCGGUACCAAGCAACGCUACAAUUCUGGAUGGAAGCCUUACCGAAAUCAGCAAUGUGACCACCACUACUCCUCCUGUUCCUAUCGUUGCUGAAAACACCACCGACGUUCUUGAUGUCCUCAUUACUGAAAGUACCACCGACUCCAACAUCACCGAGGCACCAGUAACGAUUCCAUCGAACGCGACAGAGGAUGACGACGAUGAUGCCAUGUGGGACGACGAUGCCGAUGACGACGAUGAUGACAUGUGGGACGACGACGCCGAUGACGACGAUGAUGCCAUGUGGGACGACGAUGCCGAUGACGAUGAUGAUGCCAUGUGGGACGACGAUGCUGACGAUGACGAUGACAUGUGGGACGACGAUGCGGAUGAUGAUGAUGACAAUGCUUAA